Molecule: messenger RNA, 1149 nt
Organism: Brassica rapa (field mustard)
Lineage: Eukaryota; Viridiplantae; Streptophyta; Magnoliopsida; Brassicales; Brassicaceae
Source: RefSeq, a predicted model, not a curated record
GAGUUGCAAAUAGUGGAAGUUGAAAACGAUUGUUUUAAGGAAAAAUGGUCCCCUAAGGAAGAAAAAGGUAAAAACAAAGAAAUUAGAAAAGCCUGAGAAGAAAGUAAUAAUAAGAUGUCUGGAAUAAAAAGAGUAGAUAUGAAGGAAGAGGGGGCAUGCCUGUUCUUGUCUCCUCCUCCUUCUUCUCCCUUCUCCUGUCUUUUCAUUUUGUUCUUUCUGUUCGCCAUUUGGUCUUCCACAACCGGACCCACCAACUUCUUGUUCAGGAAUCUUGAAAAUUUCUUAUAAAGAAUCUCAACUUCAUCGAGCCAAAGGAAGAAAGAAACAUAGCAAAUCAAGAAGAGAGAGAGAGAGAGAUGACAAUGGAGAUGAAGAGAGACCUUAGAGUGGAGGAAGAGAACAUGUGUACAUCGUUGUUGACUGCUUUUGUCGUUCUCUCAAUGGCUUGUCUAAAACAUUUCUACUCGGUAUCUUAUUUGAUUGAGCAAUGGCGUUCGUUAGUCUUUCUUCUACUCAACGUCGUUCUCUUGGCAGUUUACUUCACAUCGACUCGUCCUAUUUCCUGUGAGACUCGUGAUUUGAAGACUCGUCGUGGAAGUAGAAUGAGGAUGGUGCGACGUAAGACUAGGAAGACAAGAAUGGUGGAGGAACCAGCUUGUUCUGGACAAGAUUUUCUUGUUGUCGAGCCAAUGGAAGUGAUCAAGAACUGUGUCGUGGAGGAGACGAAAAGGGUUUGUCCUGAAUUCGAGGAAACUGUGAAAGGUUGCGUGCUUAACAAGAAGGGUGUAGACUCUAAUGUUGAAGAAGAUGAUUUUGAGCCAGGGAGGUUAUCUAAUGAGGAGCUUAACGAGAGAGUAGAGGCGUUCAUCACUACGUUCAGACAACAUUUGGUGCUUGAUGCGCGAAGAGGUAGAUACAGAGAAACUGAUCAGAAGAUGAGAUCAAAAGACUCUGACAUUAGCUUUUUAGGUCGGGAGGUCACUUGUUCAGUUUAGAGUUUCUAUGCAACUUUUUUUUUUAGUUUUUUCUUAAGAUUCGUUUGGUUUUGUUGGGUUGGAGCUAAAUAGCUCAUAAGAGCGCAUCUUUUUUUUUACUGAUGUAAUGUCAAAAGAACACAUGCUAUAAAUCAAAAUCUCUACAAAAUGGACA